CUUCCCUCCUUUCCACCUCCCAGCCAGGAUCACCUGGCUGAACCCCGCAGAGCCGGCCUCAAGGCCCAGCUAUAAGGCGGGAAGUCAGGGUGAGGGACCGCUUUCGGGGCAGCCUGUCAGGGUCCCUGGCUGGGAGGGGGCCUUCGCUGGCCUUCAGGGCGGGAAUUUCGCCAGAGCCCCUGGUGGCCAGGCAGGGCUCCUCCAGGUGGGCGCCCUUUGCCCCUCGAAGUUCCCACUUGCCACCUCCCCCAUAUAAGUCCUGGGCCUCACCUGGGCGGACAGGGGACUGGGGGGGUUGCUGUGGUGUGUGUGAUGGCAGGAGCCUCGGCCGGGGUCUGGGAUUGCCACGUGGCCCUGCUGCUGGUGACUGCUCUGGGGCUGGGGCAGCGGCUACACCCCAAGCCUGGUCUCUCCAGCCUGGGGUACAGCUAUGACUGUGGGGUCAAGGGCCUGCAGCUACGGGUGCUCCCCCAGUCAGGCCAGACGGUCCGCUUCAAGGUGGUAGAUGAAUUUGGGAACCAAUUUGAGGUGAACAACUGCUCUGCUUGCUACCACUGGGUCAGCACCAAGCCCCGGGCACCCGCUGUCUUCUCUGCAGGUUACAAAGGCUGCCACGUGCUGGAGAAGGACGGGCGCUCCCACCUGACGGUGUUCACUGAAGCCGUGCUGCCCGAUGGUCGAGUUGAUGCAACCCGAGAUGUCACUCUGAUUUGUCCUAAACCUGGCCACGCCUGGACUCCGGCCUCCCAUCCGGACCCACCCAUGGGCUUCUCCCUUCCCACGCCUCAGGCCCGGCCCCUCCGCCCCAUCCCAGAGCACAGCUUUGUCCGUGCAACCCCUGCUUCGCCGUCCCUCGGACCUGGACCCACCACCCAUCCCACCCAGGCUCAACCCCAGUGAGGCACCCUGGAACACGGGGGGUUGACGAGCCACCUUACCCAGGUAUGUAGAACACGGGGGGUUGACGAGCCACCUUACCCAGGUGUGCGUCUGACUCCAGGGCGAUGCCGGGUGUCCUCCAGACACCCCUGUGGAGUGAGAAGUUCAGAGGAAGCCUCUGCGGCCGGCUGCUGCUAUGACAACGGCAGAGAGGUUCCCUGUUACUACGGCAACACAGCAACUGUCCAGUGCUUCAGAAAUGGCCACUUUGUCCUGGUGGUGUCCCGAGAAACAGCCUUGGCACAUGGGAUCACACUGGCCAGCAUCCACAUGGCCUAUGCCCCCACCAGCUGCUCCCCGGCCCAGGAGACCGGGUCCUUUGUGGUCUUUCGCUUCCCUUUCUCCCACUGUGGGACCACGGUCCAGGUGGCUGGCAACCAGCUCAUCUAUGAGAAUCAGCUGGUGUCUGACAUCAAGGCCCAGACGGGGCCACAGGGCUCCAUCACGCGGGACGGCACCUUCCGGCUUCACGUGCGCUGCGUCUUUAACGCCAGUGACUUCCUGCCGCUCCGGGCGUCCAUCUUCCUGCCACCCUCGCCAGCCCCUGUGACCCAGUCCGGCCCCCUGCAGCUCCAGCUUCGGAUCGCCAAGGAUGAGAGUUUCCGCUCCUACUACGAGGAGGGGGACUACCCCCUCGUGAGGCUGCUGCGCCAGCCUGUCCCGGUGGAGGUCCGGCUCCUGCAGAGGACAGACCCCAGUCUGGUCCUGCUGCUGCACCGGUGCUGGGCGACUCGUGCCAACCCCUUCCAGCAGCCUCAGUGGCUCCUCCUGUCUGACAGGUGUUCUUUUGACGGUGACAGCUACAGGACCCGACUGGUAGCCUUGGACGAGGCAGAACUGUCCUUCCCAUCCCACUACCAGCACUUCACCGUUGCCACCUUCGCCCUCCUGGACCCUGGCUCCCAGAGGCCCCUCCGGGGAUGGGUUUACUUCUUCUGCAGCGUCUCUGCCUGCUCCCCUUCGGAGCUGGAGACGUGCUGCACUGUUUGCAGCUCUGGGCCUGCAAGACAGCGACGAUCCUACGCUCCCCACAGAAAAGCUGCCAGGCCCCAGAACCUCGUGAGCUCUCCAGGGCCAGUGGGCUUUGAGGAUUCUUCCAGGCAGGAGCCUCCGCCGGGGCCCACAGGCAUCCCCAGGAACGCCACCCCGGGGCCUCUCCUCUGGGUGGUCCUUCUGCUGGUGGCUGUUGCCCUGGUCUUGGGGGUCGGUGUUUUCAUGCGCCUGAGCCGAGCCCAGCACAGGAGCUCCAGGAAGGCAAUGGAGGGUGAAGGGGCUCAAUAAACCGCCGUCUCAGGCCUACCGAGCACGGGUGGAAAGCUGUUUGGGCGACUAGAAUGAUUUCGUCUUAGAAAGGUGUUCCUUAGCCUCGUCCUUCCUUUAAAAAACGUGGCCUCUUCUACGGGUAGUAUGUGCCGCACCCCAGGUAGAGUCGGGGGUCUCCCAAGACUGAACUUGGGACACUUUGCCUCUCAGCAAGGAGAGCUGGCAUUCCAGAGAAAACCAGACACGUGAAGGCAGAGUCCCGUAAAACCCUGGCGGAGUCAGAACAGCACCAGUGAGGAAGGGGGAACCGGGAGGGUGGGGCCCCGGCCCCGGGCCUUCUGACUGGGCGGCCUCCAGGCGCGCUGCUCAGCUGCCCUCGUGGCUCAGGGGAGCCCAGAUUUCCUGGGGCCGAAAGAGCUCUUCAGUCUUGCUCUGAGCCUCCCAGCUUCCCACCAAAGGAUGCUGGGCUACUGCUUUCAGCGCCACUUCCCCCUUUGCCCCCCAGGACUAGGCCCCACCCCGGUUGGCAGAGCAGCCCGUCAGCCCUGAUGCUGGCUGCCACGGUGGGUGCGGCCACCAGAUAGGUCGGUACCGGUGCUGGUGGGGCUGCUGACCUUCAUUUGCCCAUGUAGGACCUGGGCCUUCACCUCGGACUUGGCAGCAAAGACCUUUCCAGACGGACAUGUAGAUCUGGCAGUUGGAAGGGGUGAGGGGUGGGAGUAGGGUUCAGCCUCUGGUGAAGAGAUAGAAUAAUCUGGUAGGGGGGUCAAAAUCUGGCCUUUGACUUUUUGGUAGGCAUGAGCUGCGAGAGGAAGCAGAGGUGCUCAAGUCAGGCCAGUGGCCUUGACGCUGUGCAGGGACUCCUGCACUCUGGCCUACUACCUCUUUUCCAUCUUUAGGAUACCGGUCAUCCCCUGAGAGUCGCAAGCCAGGCUGCUUCAUUACAAUCCUGGUUCUGGCUCUUACUAGCUGUGUAAUGUUGAGUUACUCAACUUCCCUAUAGGCCUGUUUCCUCAUCUGUAAAAUGGGGAGAAUACCCAUCCCCACAGGGGUGUUAGAGAAAAUUAACAAAUAAGGAUCCUGGGGUGCCUGCGUGGCUCAGGUCAUGAUCCCAGGGGCCUGGGA
Molecule: messenger RNA, 3327 nt
Organism: Callorhinus ursinus (northern fur seal)
Lineage: Eukaryota; Metazoa; Chordata; Mammalia; Carnivora; Otariidae
Gene: ZP1
Product: zona pellucida glycoprotein 1
Biological process (GO): binding of sperm to zona pellucida; prevention of polyspermy
Cellular component (GO): egg coat
Molecular function (GO): structural constituent of egg coat; acrosin binding
Source: RefSeq, a predicted model, not a curated record